Molecule: messenger RNA, 1088 nt
Organism: Acipenser ruthenus (sterlet)
Lineage: Eukaryota; Metazoa; Chordata; Actinopteri; Acipenseriformes; Acipenseridae
Product: lysoplasmalogenase-like protein TMEM86A
Exons: 3
Coding region: 325-1083 (252 amino acids)
Cellular component (GO): membrane
Source: RefSeq, a predicted model, not a curated record
GAAGAUGGACUGUGACAUCUAGCAACAGAGAGAGAGAGAGUAUAAAAUACUUGUGGAUAUUGAGACAGAUUAUUAUUAGAGGGGAGAGGUGGAUCGGAUAAUAGGGAUUGAUCUAGGAAUAGAUUUUAUAAAGAGAAUAGAAGGAGAGAGAGAUACACAGAUCAUAGGAUAAUAGACUUUAUAAAGAGAGAGACGGUUCGAGGUUAGUUUGAAGAGUUGAUGGUCUGUAAAGUGAUCCGCGGUCGCUGGUGUAUUUGAAGAGGCUGGUUUGUGUGUGUGUGUGUGUGUGUUUGUAUACAUUUCCACACCAACGGAGAAUACAAAAUGGACAUUCUUGAAACGCAAGCUUACUGUCGCAGAAAGGAACGAAGAACGUUGGCUGAACUGGUUACCAGUUUGCUUCCAUUCUUCGUUUCCAGUUCAACGUACUUCUACCUCUGGCUCCCUGACUCUAGCCCCUCCCCCUUCUCUGCGGCGGUGAAGUCCGCCCCCGUGCUGUCAUUGGCCGGCCUGGUGUGGUAUCACAAAGGGGGGCGGUCCCUGUGCGGUUCCACAGGGGCGGUGCUGGCAGGGCUGCUUCUGUCUGCAGCCGGAGAUGUGUGCCUGAUAUGGAAGGAGCUGUUUCUACCCGGAAUGCUGUUUUUCGCUCUCGCUCACAUCUGCUACUCCCUCUCCUUCUCCUCUCGCUCCUCCCCUCGCUCCCGCCUCUCCCCCUCUCUCCUCCUCCUCUCCCUCUCUCUCUGGGUGUUUGCCGGUCUCUCUCUUCUCUAUUUCCUCCCUCAUCUCUCUGUGAGGAAGGAUUCCUCUGUUAUCACCCCCGCAGUCUGUGUUUAUACCUUCCUGAUCGCGAUGAUGGCCAACCUCGCCCUGGUGACCUCCCGACCUCUGACCAUGGCCGGCGCCCUCUUCUUCAUGAUCUCCGACCUCACGCUGGCCUGCCACACCUUCGUCGCUCCGUUGCCGUGGGGACGGGCCGCCGUCAUGACGACCUACUACCUGGCCCAGGCUCUCAUUGCCGUGGGCGGAGUCAGGGAAGGAAGUGAUGUCGUCGCCGACGGGCUGGGGAACAGGAAGAGGAAGUAGAUGGG